CUCGUCGAUUACAAACAGAUGCGAGUGCAGUAACUGUUGAAUUAACAUUCUUUAACUAAAAAGAAAUCAUGAUUCUAAGAUCAACAAAGCAACCUUUCAACAUUCUUAAAUUAGCAUCAUUUCAUUCUCACUUAAAUCCUCAAAUCCCUCCAGACGUCUCCAAAUUCGACCCUCUCAGACUGCAACACCACCCGUUCGACAGAAGUCCCCAAAAAGAUGUGGCGGAAUACAACCACCUGCUUUUUGGGUACUCUCGUGAUAACCUCAACCAUCAGGCACUUAAUCUCUUUCUGGGUAUUCAUCGUUCGGGUUUACCUGUUGAUGGGUCCACCCUGUCUUGCGUGUUGAAGGUUUGUGGAUGUUUGUUUGACCAUGUUACUGGUAGACAAGUGCACUCUGAGUGUGUUAAGUCUGGUCUUUUGGAGGAUGUUAGUGUAGGUACUUCCCUCGUAGAUAUGUAUAUGAAGACGGAUCAUGUUGAAGAUGGAAGGAGAGUUUUUGAUGAGAUGAAUGAGAGGAAUGUGAUAUCUUGGACUUCGUUGUUAACAGGUUAUGCGUGCAAUGGAAUGAAUGGGAGUGUGCUAGAGUUGUUUCUUAGAAUGCGGGUUGAGGGUAUAAAGCCUAAUCCGUUUACCUUUGCGACUGUUCUUGGAGCUUUAGCAGAUGAGGGGAUGGUUGAGAAAGGAGUUCAAGUUCAUACCACUGUUAUAAAGAAUGGAUUUGAAGCGGUUACCUCUGUCUGCAAUGCUUUGAUUAGUAUGUACUUUAAGUCAAAGAUGGUUAGAUAUGCUAAGCUUGUUUUUGAUGAUAUGGUGGUUAGGGAUUCGGUUACUUGGAAUUGUAUGGUUGCAGGUUACAUUACUAAUGGGCUUGAUAUGGAAGCUUUUAAAAUAUUUCACCAUAUGGGGCUUGCAGGUGCAAACCUGACUCAGUCAACUUUUGCCUCUGUUAUUAAGUUAUGUGCUAAUCUUAAGAAAUUGGCAUUCUUGCAGCAGCUUCAUUCUCAGGUCUUGAAGAAUGGGAUUGGAUUUAAUCACAACAUUAGAACAGUACUCAUGGUUGCUUACAGUAAGUGCAGUGAAAUGGAAUAUGCCAGUAAAAUAUUCUCAGCGAUGCAUGAAACUAGAAAUGUGGUCUCAUGGACUGCCAUGAUUACUGGCUAUUUGCAGAAUGGUGGAACUGAACAAGCUGUGAACUUUUUUCGCCAAAUGAACAGUGAAGGUGUCAGACCAAACCAUUUUACUUAUUCUGUAAUUCUGACAGCUCAGCCUGUUGUUUCACCUUUUCAAGUACAUGCACAAGUCAUCAAAACUAAUUAUGAGAAAUCAUCUUCUGUUGGAACUGCCCUUUUAGAUGCUUAUGUUAAGUUAGGAAACAUCAAUGAAGCUGCAAAAGUUUUUGAACUAAUUGAUGAGAAGGACAUUGUGGCAUGGUCAGCCAUGCUAGCUGGAUAUGCUCAAAUAGGAGACACUGAAGGAGCUGUUAAUCUAUUCAAAAAUAUUGCAACUGAAGUAGUUAAACCUAAUGAGUUUACCUUUUCUAGUGUCAUAAAUGCCUGUGCUGCACCUAUAGCAGCAGUGGAACAGGGGAAGCAAUUUCAUGCGUACUCAAUCAAAUCAAGGCUGAAUAAUGCUUUAUGUGUCAGUAGUGCUCUUGUUACCAUGUAUGCAAAGAAGGGGAAUAUUGAGAGUGCAAAUGAAGUUUUCAAGAGGCAAGGCGAGAGAGACUUGGUGUCAUGGAACUCAAUGAUUUCCGGAUAUGCUCAGCAUGGUGAUGGGAAGAAGGCUCUUGAGGUAUUUAGGGAAAUGCAACGACAGAACUUGGAAAUGGAUGGUAUAACAUUCAUUGGUGUCAUUACUGCCUGCACUCAUGCUGGACUUGUGGAUGAAGGUCAACUAUAUUUCGAUAUCAUGGUAAAAGAUCACCGCAUUAAUCUGACAAUGGAGCACUAUUCUUGCAUGGUUGAUCUAUAUAGCCGAGCUGGAAUGCUUGAAAAAGCCUUGAAUAUCAUCAACACAAUGCCAUUUGCUGCAGGCGCAACUGUGUGGCGAACUAUCUUGGCUGCUUCCUGUGUUCACCGUAAUUUAGAUCUGGGAAAACUUGCUGGGGAAAAGCUCAUUUCACUUCAGCCAGAAGACUCAGCAGCAUAUGUAUUGCUCUCCAAUUUGUAUGCUGCAGCAGGACAUUGGCAGGAGAGAGCUAAAACGAGGAAAUUAAUGGAUGACAGAAAAGUGAAAAAAGAAGCUGGUUACAGCUGGAUUGAGGUAAAGAACAAAACCUACUCAUUCUUGGCUGGUGAUCUUUCACAUCCAAUGUCGGGUCGAAUUUAUUCUAAACUUGAGGAGUUAAGUACCCGAUUAAAGGAUGCAGGUUAUCAGCCUGAUUUAAAUUAUGUGCUUCAGGACAUUGAUGAUGAACACAAAGAAGCCAUUCUUUCUCAACACAGCGAGAGGUUGGCCAUUGCUUUUGGAUUGGUUACCACCCCUGCAGGGGUUCCUUUACAGAUUGUUAAGAACCUUAGAGUCUGUGGAGACUGUCAUAAUGUCAUUAAGUUAAUAUCAAAUAUUGAAGGGAGAGAGAUUGUUGUUAGAGAUACAAACCGAUUUCACCACUUUAAGGAAGGUUUUUGCUCUUGUGGGGACUAUUGGUGACAGUCUAGCAGUCGUGGAAUGAUUCUUGUCUGUCAAAGGAGUACUUCCAUGUACUGCAUACUACUUAUCAUUUGGAAGAGAUGCAAAGAGGGUUACACAAUUUAAAUCAGGUAUUUGCCAAUUUAAUUAGCAAAGGUUCAUCAAGAAGCUUGAUGGAUAGUCAGGAUCUGAUAUCAUAGUCAGUAUAAACUUGUUUGUUGUUCAUUCCAAGAAGAAGAUGUAUUGAAAUUGGAUAACAUCAAAUUAUAAAGUUUGAUUACAUCAGUGGAAAGCUGCCAAGGUUUUGUAGGUCUUAACUGCUGCCAAAGGGACCUUGACUCACAUUGAUUGGUUGAUAAAUUGUCACAAUGGAUGAUUUCUUCCAAGUUUCAUCAAACACAUGCUGCUUCAGAGGCAUUUGUGGAUUAAUAUCGUAAAUGCGGAAGUUUUCUGUUUGAUUCUUCUGUGGGAAAGAACAUUCAAAGCAAGAGGACUCCUGACUCUAUGGAUGCCAUUGCUCCAUGUCAAAUCACCAAACACAAAACUUCCAUCAGUUUUCUCAAAAGACAUUAUGGCUGCUGGGCUCCAAGAAGUUGCUACUGGAGACCAUGCGGCCAAGAUAUUCAGUCCAGGUCCAGUAACAUCUGGCUGUAAUUGCAUUGUAAAUAGUAAGCUGUAGAAGAUACCUUGCAUUCGCUGCUGGAACUCCCGGGGCAGCUGCAGCACUCCCAGCUAUUAAACCAUAAAAAGUUCCCAUUUGCAAAGGAUUUAAAGAAAAGCCCUGAAAGCACAGAAGUUCCUAGUUUUUUAACCUUUUUUCAGCAGUAACUUUUCCCCUUUAAAGAGAAGGGGGUGAGUAGAGGAGGCAGGUAGUGUGGAAUAUAUUAGAAAAGAUUACCUUCAAAAUUUUUGAAUUUCCAAGAUAUAUAUUUGUGUUAAAUUGCCUGUCAACGGAGCUUGCAGCGACAGUGAGGAUCCAGGGAGCAACAUUGGUUGCAGUUUUUGGGAAAAAAGAGUUUCCAGCUGAAGCAGAAAUGAGAAUUCCUUCCUGGAAUGCAUGGAAAGCUCCAACUGAUAUUGCAUUUUCAAAGUAACUGGGUUCGGGAGGAACAGGGCCGAGGGAAAGUGAUAAGAUAUCAACGCCAUCAUUAAUUGCAUCAUCCAUGGCAGAAAGAAUAUCAGCAUCACUACAUAGGUUAAACCAACAAGCCUUGUAAAUGGCCAGUCUCGCAUUUGGUGCACCACCUCUUGCAAUUCCUCUAGCCAUACCAAAUAAACUGACGUUUCGUAUCAUAUGUCCAGCUAUGGUUGAGGCAGUGUGGGUUCCAUGCCCAUCACUGUCCCGAGGUGAACGGAAAAAGAUGCUGUUGGAAGAUUCAAGAGGACCAUUUUCUGCUUCAAACGCUUUCGAAUAGAACCGUGCACCUAUAAUUUUCCUGAAAUUUCCAUUUGAAGCGACAUUUUGGAUUCUUGGUUAGCUUGCAUUCAUUGUGUAUGUUGAGUGCAUAUGAUCAUGUCUUUAGUGUGGUGAAAUCCACAAAGAAGUUUCACUAGAAAGUAUUGACCACUUAAUAAUUUACUUUAUUUAUUUAUUGCUCGAUAAAAUGCUAGGUACCUGUUGCAGUUGGUCAAUGUAAAAUUGUCUCCAGGAACGCAUUGUCCCUUGAAUUUUUCGGGCACAGGACCUAAUUCGUUGUCAUUGAAGCUCUCCGACUCAGGCCAAACUCCUGCAAAAUAAAGUAAGUGUAGAUGAUGUAACUACAGUGUUAUGAUGGCAUAGCAAGGAAGACAAGAUCAGAACUAUAUGAAGAAUUACCGGAGUCGAUGACACCAAUAACAACGUCAGAUUUCAAGUUCAUAGGUAAUUGAUUAUAUUGGUUAAUGGAGUCUAUGUCUAAGAAGUCCCAUGAACGUGUGGUGUGAACUGGGUUCAUUCGGCUCUCGAAUACAGAAACAACUGCGUCUUUUUCUGCAAAAAAGAAGUGAUACAAAUUAGAGAAUGUAUACCACAUCUAUGCUAUGUAUUGCAUUCAUUUGUCUUUUGAACCUGUAAUAUUUCCUCGAAGAUUUCAGCUCUCUUUGUUCAAAUUUGUAAUAUGGGAUCAUGAAACUGUA
Messenger RNA from Pistacia vera, 4745 nucleotides. Its product is annotated as pentatricopeptide repeat-containing protein At2g27610. The transcript has 5 exons. NCBI's taxonomy places the organism in Eukaryota, Viridiplantae, Streptophyta, Magnoliopsida, Sapindales, Anacardiaceae. Gene Ontology annotation, biological process: RNA modification. Gene Ontology annotation, molecular function: zinc ion binding; protein binding; RNA binding. The coding region runs from base 69 to 2651 and encodes 860 amino acids. The record is from RefSeq and is a predicted model, not a curated record.